AUCUCAUCUCAUUGUUUCCCUUGUUGUUUGACUCUAAUUCAAUUCAUUAAUUAACCUCCAAAGGCAGUCCAAACCUCACUCCUCCGCAUUACGUGUCUCUCCCUAAGCUCUCAAUUAGCUGACAAAUUUCCCAACCCGAGCAUCUUCUCCGCCUCAGAUACUCAGAUACCUCUCUCUCUCUCUCUCUAUAUAUAUAUCGAUUAUUGGGUUUGGUCUCCGUUUAUUCCAACUUCUCUGCCUCUUUUUACAGCGCCUGAUGCGCCAACCCAGUAGCUGUAGCUAUAAAGGGCUAAUUUUUGGUCUCUGAAGCUUCAAUUAUGGCUUCUUGGGUACUUUUACCGGCCUCGUCCUUCACUGGAAAUCGUUUGGAAGUUGUUGGGUUCGCAUCCUCUUCUUCUCGCUCUUUUGUGAAUUCGCUGAGGACUCGUGGUGGGUCUUUCUGUGUUCGCUCUUCUUUGGACUCUAAUGUUUCUGACAUGAGUGUAAAUGCUCCAAAGGGGUUGUUUCCACCUGAACCUGAGCACUAUCGAGGGCCCAAGUUGAAAGUGGCUAUCAUUGGUGCUGGAUUGGCAGGGAUGUCAACCGCAGUUGAGCUUUUAGAUCAGGGCCAUGAGGUGGAUAUAUACGAUUCAAGGUCUUUUAUAGGCGGCAAAGUAGGAUCUUUUGUUGAUAAACAUGGAAACCACAUUGAAAUGGGACUUCACGUUUUCUUCGGUUGCUAUAACAAUCUUUUCCGGUUAAUGAAAAAGGUUGGUGCAGAGAAAAAUCUACUUGUAAAGGAUCAUACUCACACUUUUGUGAACAAAGGGGGUGAAAUAGGUGAACUUGAUUUUCGGUUUCCGGUCGGGGCACCAUUACAUGGCAUUAAUGCAUUUUUAACUACAAAUCAGCUAAAGACAUAUGAUAAAGCUAGAAAUGCUGUGGCCCUUGCCUUAAGUCCAGUUGUUAGGGCUCUUGUUGAUCCAGAUGGAGCCAUGAGGAACAUUCGAGAUUUGGAUAAUAUUAGCUUCUCUGAUUGGUUCUUGUCCAAAGGUGGUACGCGUACGAGUAUUCAAAGAAUGUGGGAUCCUGUGGCAUAUGCACUUGGAUUUAUUGACUGUGAUAAUAUCAGUGCUCGUUGUAUGCUCACUAUAUUCUCAUUAUUUGCAACUAAGACAGAGGCUUCCUUAUUGCGCAUGCUCAAGGGUUCUCCAGAUGUUUACUUGAGUGGUCCAAUAAAAAAGUACAUUACUGACAGAGGGGGCAGGUUUCAUCUUAGAUGGGGAUGUAGAGAGAUUCUGUAUGAUAAAUCUGCUAAUGGAGAAAUAUACGUUAAAGGAUUAGCCCUGUCCAAGGCCACUAACAAGAAAAUAGUCAAAGCUGAUGCUUAUGUUGCAGCAUGUGAUGUCCCAGGAAUUAAGAGAUUACUUCCACAACAAUGGAGGGAAUCAGAAUUUUUCAAUAACAUUUAUGAACUAGUAGGAGUGCCUGUUGUCACGGUGCAGCUUAGAUACAAUGGCUGGGUCACUGAGUUGCAAGAUCUAGAACAGUCAAGGCAACUAAAGAAAGCUGUGGGAUUGGAUAACCUUCUUUAUACUCCAGACGCAGAUUUCUCAUGUUUUGCAGACCUAGCACUUUCUUCUCCAGCUGACUACUACAUUGAGGGACAAGGUUCACUUCUCCAAUGCGUUCUGACGCCCGGCGAUCCUUACAUGCCCUUAACAAAUGAACAAAUCAUAGAAAGAGUGGCAAGACAGGUUUUAACUUUAUUCCCAUCAUCCCAAGGGUUAGAAGUUACUUGGUCAUCAGUUGUUAAAAUCGGGCAAUCUCUUUAUCGAGAGGGCCCUGGUAAAGAUCCAUUCAGACCUGAUCAGAAGACGCCUAUACAAAAUUUCUUCCUUGCAGGAUCAUAUACAAAACAGGAUUACAUAGACAGUAUGGAAGGAGCAACAUUGUCUGGCAGACAAGCUUCUGCGUACAUAUGUGACGCUGGCGAAAAUUUGGUCGCUUUGCGGAAGAAGCUUGCCAUUGAUUUCGACGAACUCCUUGAAGAAGCUUCCAAUACUACUGACGAACUUAGUCUUGUUUAAAUCAUCAUAUGAGUGAUUAUUCAUUAACUUGCUUUGAGCAUUAAGCAAAUCCCACCUCAUAUUGUCAAAGAUUAGGUGGUGUUAUAUUCCAGUCAUGUAUUAUUUUGUAACAUAGUAAAAAAUGUAAGUUCAGUCUCA
Molecule: messenger RNA, 2207 nt
Organism: Humulus lupulus (European hop)
Lineage: Eukaryota; Viridiplantae; Streptophyta; Magnoliopsida; Rosales; Cannabaceae
Product: zeta-carotene desaturase, chloroplastic/chromoplastic
Exons: 14
Coding region: 318-2069 (583 amino acids)
Biological process (GO): carotenoid biosynthetic process
Molecular function (GO): 9,9'-di-cis-zeta-carotene desaturase activity
Source: RefSeq, a predicted model, not a curated record